UGAACUUUUCUUCUCCCACCUCGACAGCAGCUAUUUACCUAUUUUUGGAUGUAUAAACAUUUUAUUAAUUAUCACAUUCUUUGUUCUGAGAUUGAUUUUCGGCAUUAAAUCUGUAGCUUAUGAGUAAAAUUGAUUAUAUUCGCCUAAUUACCAUUUUAUAAGGCUGAUUUUUGGGUACGUGCGAACUCCACUACGCAUGUGCCGUAGGUCAUUGCCGGUUCAUUGAAUGUCUCGUAAAGUCGUAAAGAUGGCUGUUGGCCGUUGUGAUUAUUUCUAAACGAAAGUUGUGUUUCCAAGAGUGUAUUCAUAUGCAAUUUAUGCAUAAUCAUAAUUAUUUUCACCCAUAUAGGCAGAUAGACGAUUAAACUGGGAUGCCCAAAAGGGGUCACAGUUCUCCGUCAGCAAUGUGUUCGUCCAAUGAGAGCAACAAAGCAAAUUUCAAGCUUGGACAAAUUAUCACUGAUCUGAAUGGGAAGCAAUGGAAACUGGGCAGAUCUAUAGGUAAUGGAGGAUUUGGUGCAAUAUAUGAAGCAUCUGAUGACUGCAGUAAAUAUGCCGAGACUGUUAGUUAUGUGGCCAAGGUAGAAAAGCAUUCAAAUGGUCCACUUUUUGUGGAAAUCAACUGUUACCUGCGGAUAGCCAAAUUAGACAUGAUUGCUGAAUGGAAACAACAGAAAAACCUUGAAUACUUGGGUAUGCCUCACUAUGUCUCAUCUGGAUCACAUUAUCAUAGAGGUGAAAAAUAUCGUUUUCUUAUCAUGCCCAAAUAUAAAAUGGAUCUUGAACGUAUCUUCAAAGAGAAUAGAAUUUUUAACCUAAAAACUGUACUCACUAUUUCAUUACAAUUAAUGGACAUUUUGGAGUAUAUUCAUAGUAAAGGCUAUGUUCACUGUGAUGUGAAGGCAGCUAACAUAAUGCUAGGUACCACAACUGAAACCAGUGAUGUCCUUCAAAUGGAACUGGAAACUGUAGAAAAACCUGUAUUCAGAUGUACAAGACAAAGACGAGAGCCACCCACAAUCAUAACUCAAAAUAGAUGCAGGAAGACCAGGCAAUGCCACAGAAAACCUGUGAAAUAUAUUGAUGAUAUCCCAUUCCUAGAUGAGGUCCUAGAUGAUUUUGAAGGGACAAAAGAAGCAAAAUGUGAGAAAAAGACUGUAGCUGAACACAACCACAUUUUCCUACUUGAUUUUGGCCUUGCAACAAAAUAUCUGCAGACAAAUGGAGAGCACAAAAAGUUUUGUACUGAUGAACGACGCGCGCAUGUUGGAACAAUGCUUUUCUGCUCCAGAGAUGCUCAUAAAGGAGUUCUGUCAAGGAGAUCUGACCUGGAAAGCCUGGCUUACAAUAUGGUGUAUUGGUUGACAGGUACCUUACCUUGGAUUGAGGACUUGGAGAGACCGGAGGAAGUGGAGAAGAAGAAGACGAGAUGUCUCAAUAAUCUCACCAGUUUCCUGCAGCUCUGUUUCAAUCUAGAAUACCCGCGGUUUCUGUUAGAUUACAUUAAUUAUUUGAAUAAGUUGCAGUUUGAGGAGGAGCCAGAUUAUGAAUAUUGUAGGAGAUUAUUCAGAAAUGCUAUUACCGCAUAUGGAUACAAGAAUGAUUCUGUCUUGGACUUUGAAAACUUUGAAGGCUUUGGAAAGUUGAAACCCAAAGGCAAGAAGAAAAUUCUAGUAGGCGGAAGAGAGAAUAAAGGUACAAAAGUACACGCCAGUUUCCUGAAGAGCCCCCUUAUGCCUUUGCAUUCCAACGUGGUCUUCAAGCGACCUAAGUUGAGGAAGAAGAAGGCACUGUUUGAGGCCAAAGAGGCAAAGGAAACUUUGAUGACCUGGUCCCAGAUUUUGACUGAUCCCGAAGAAAUUCUGAAACAGGCUCGGGAGAAAAGAGUUGUGGAAGACUGUGAUACGACAUUUAAUAUGUCAUUAGCCGAACUCAAGAGUUUGAAUCCUACUUAUGCUAUGUUGGAGGUGUUUCACAAGACUAGAAAUGGUGUUUCGCCAAAACAUAAGGGUGAUAGUGCGAUGUUAGACCAAAUAUGUGGAUACAAUCAAGCCAUGAUGUCUGUUUACACUAGGAUGAUGGAAAGAUUGGAUAUGGAAUUUGAAAUGGAAAUGAAUAACCAUGAUAACAACAAUUACAUUAGAACUAAGGAAGAUCAGACUAGACGAAAGAAGAGAGCAAGAAUUUCACCCGCUAGGAUCGUUAAAUCUAAGUCGCAGUGUUUAGCAAUACGCAAGGCAAAGGACCACAUCCAGUUGAAAAAAUCGAGAAGUGCGCCACUGCGAAGGACAUAUAGUCUAAGAGGCUAGUUGAGUAGCUUCCCAUAAUUGAGGAGGUAACAUUCAAAGCAUGAUUUUUCUGUCGGAUAUGGAACAAAAGCACAUUUAUUAUAUUGACGAAAUCGGUAUUCCAUUGUGAAUCCAUUAAAUGAUGGAAGAUAAAACUGGAUGUCCUAAAUGGAACUAUUAAAAUUCCACAGAUAAAUGACUCUUGUCUCUCUUGAUUUUCAGUAUUGAAAAAUGGAGAAAACGCCUUAUGCAUGGACUAUGUGGAGAAAACACGAUUUGAAUUGAAAACAAGUUAAAAUGUAACAAUCAGAUAGUGUUUUAACCAUACAAUAUUGUUUAGUUUACAAAGUAUCGUUUAAUUUAUAAACAAUACAGACUAAAGUAUUUUACAAAUUACUUUAUUUCAACAUUACAGCUGGGAAACACAAAUUCAAAUUCUGAUGCAAUUUUCUUGAUUCAAACAGCGCAGGCAUUCUCAUCAGCUAUCCCUUCGGCAAUGACUGGAGUAUUGAAAAGUACUUUGCACGAAUUAAAGCAGUUGUCGCCUAGAUUUUGCCAGUUUCCAAAAACAUCAUUCUUCUUUUUGACAUAACAUAGUAUUGGUGAAUGACUUUUUGUUCAUAGAUGAAGUUCUCCAUUGCCUUAACUCUGACUGCAUGCUUACCAUGAACCUCACUGACUGAAAAAUAUCCUCUUUAUGUUGCUUAUAUUUCUUAGGUCCUUGUAGAACUUCUUUAAAUCCUUUGUGUUUUUGAGUUUCUGUACCAGAUCUUUAUAAAGGUCCAAAGAUCCAUCCACAGGAAGAAACGAAUGCCCACAAGUUGUAAAGUGCAUUAUGAAUCUCUUUAAUUGCUGAUGUCAUCUGUGUUUGCAUAAAGUAGAGUAUGUGUCACAAUAUUGUUCUUAUUCUGAGCGCUGCACCCUUCACUGAACAAUCUUAAAAUACUGUAUGUUUGAAAAUCAGUAUUGUGAAGAAAAUGUAACAAUGCAGAUUAAAUUUCUGUACUUCCCUUCCCGGCUUGUUCCUCAGUCCAGCAGUAAAAUUUUGGGUUCAGUCCUUUUACAUCAACUAUUCAGACAUUAUAAAAUCCAAUUUGUAGUAUGCUUCCUGCACGGGUGUUUUUGGUAGAGGCUGGAUUUGUUGCAAGUCAAAACAGUAGCUCACAGAAUCAUCUACGUUCUGUCUCAUGAGCUGAUAAAAUGCAUUUGCUUCUUAUGAAUUCUUUUUUCUAUAAUAAAAUGGCUUCUUUCCUUGGAUCCCGCAGGAAACGUUCUAAUGUUGUGCCAAAUAUAUUCGUUUAGGUUUAUCUCUCCUAUAGUGACUUUCACUCCCUCGAAGUUUUCCAAUAAACUGUUACACACUCUUUUCUCGGCUCAAAUGGCUCUUCCUAUCUCCUCCUCUAUUCUCUCUCAGCAUUUUAUCAUGGAACUGUUUCUUUGCAAUGUUUUCCAAUCUACUGCAGCGUAUCUUUGUAGCUUCUAGAAAAAACUUCUUACAAACUCUCUGAGAGUUAACACUUAAGAAGUAUUUAACUAUGUAUAAAUGAUUCGAAACGGCCUUCUUGUUAGGUUUUUCUCGGGGCCUUCUACGCUUCACUCCUUGAGUCUGCAUCAAAGACAACUUUUUUCGAAUUUCUACGACGUGAUUUGAUGAUUUGAACAAUAAAAGACCUUUGUGUUGUGCCCACAAGGGUUGAUCACAUUCUAGUUGCGGAGUCUUGAAUAUCUCGCUCAUUUCGCGGUAACCCUUUUUCCAUCAGUACUAUUACUCACUUGUACUUCAACAGUAUCUGUAUCGUCUAAAUUUUCCAUUUUCAAACUGCGAAUACCCUAUUUCACGAGUAUCCAUCACGCUUUGACGUCUACUGAGGUGAACAGCUGAUCAGCAAGUGACAUUUUUUGUGUUAGUCUGCGACGUUGGCAAUAAUGAAUCGGGUGUAAACGUAGUAAAACUUGUUUGUAGCGUUUUGUUUUCUGUAUGCAAAUGAACUUUUCUAAAUAAAAGAGCUUUUAGUAAGUACAAAAUAAAUCUGUAGCGUACAAAAAAUAAAAAAAAAAUGGCUCUCUCUACGUGGCAUUGACGGAUCCGUCAGAAUUAUCUGUCAUGUGCUGAUGGAUACUCGUGAAAUAGGGUGUACUUAAUUGAACAAGAGAAAAAUAACAUAACCUCAACAUGUAACGGCCGUAUGAUGAGUAAUCCAUUCAAAACGUGUAUUAUCUCAAAUAUGUCAAACGUUAAAAUGGCGUCCGCUCAUCUGUGAUUGGUUGUUCGGACAAAACAUUUUAUGACUGAUUCCUGACUGAGGACAGGACACGUUUAGUUUUUAGCAGCAUUGUAGCUCGAAGAAAAUAUAUAGGAGAGAUCUCUCUUUGAAUGUCUUUGUCUGCUAGAAACGUGGUCCGUACAUAAAGAAAAGUGGAACUGUUAACCCAUUUUUUCUCUUAUGUGACAAAACACGUUUUGAAAGUUACCUCCUCAAUUGUACUGUUUUGUAAAACAUCUAAUAUGCGUUCUUUCCAAGAGUAUUAAUUUCUAUCAAUAUAUAAAAAAUUUGAGACUGCUCUGUAAAUUACGAUUUGUACAUUUAUGUUUUUAAUUUCAAUUUGUUUGUUUCCAGUGAUUUUUAUAUUUUGGGCUAAUUGACCCAGGUCUUCCAGUAGCAGUAGCCAGUUUGUCAAUAUACUCAUAUAAUUUAGUUGAUGCUUCCUAAACAGCACUUCAGUUGUUUCAUUCAGACACCUGUUUCAAUGAUUAGCCAGGAUGAUACAAAAUGUUACUUUACUACUUGAACCAUUUACGAUAUUAAAGUAGAUGUAAUGGUAAACUGGCAACUUACAGAUUGAGAGCUAUUUUUGUUGAAGACACAUGAUUUUAUAACAGAUAUUAUAUUCUCCGAAUUCUGAAUGCAAAUGCCCUACACGUGACUGAAGAUAAUAAGCUUUUAUUACACAGGUCCACGGAAUAGAAACGAGGAGGACUCUGAGCUUAUCCACCAAAAAUUCCAAAAUUUUUAAUUCUGAUGUCUAAAUUACUUUCACUUCUCUAUCUUCCCACAAUUUUGACUUCAGAUGCGGAGGAUUGAGAGGGAAAAAGAGAUGGAAAAAUGAGACCCCCAGCACACACCACUUUUUAUUUUCUGAGAAUCUUUUUUAUGCGUUUUGUUUAACACUCUGACUGCCGGCAUACUAUUUUAUUCUUGUUUUAUUUUGUGCUGUCACUCUAUGACUGACAUACUGUUAGGCAUUAUUUGGCGGCGUCAGUCAUUUAUGUCUUACAGCACCAGAAUCAUACAUGGCCUCGUCAGGCUGUUUAGACUGACAUUAUAUUGAAUUGUUAAACUCCAUUUGGAUCACGGCGCUUGAUUUUGUGAGUCUAAAAAACCUGGCGGCGCCUAAAUAAAAUUCCAGGUAUUGUAAAUUAACCAAACAUUUUUAUUUCAAACUUAUUGUAUUAGCAAGAAAAAACAAGCAUUUUUAUUUCAAACUCAUUGUACUAACAAGAAAAAAUAGAUAACUUAGACACUAUGAUUUUUAAUAUGGCAUUCUUGACACAUCGCAGGUUUCCUAUUGCAUCCAUCGCAAUAUAUUCGUACUUUUCUUACUUUUUUUCUUGCUUCUGUUCUUGAUAUUUCUUUUGUUAGAUUGAUAUAGCAAUUUACAUUGUUUUCGAGUUUUCUCCUAUGAUUUUUUCAAUAAAUGUGCAACUUUUACAGUUGUUAGGCUGGUUAUACUAGCAUUAUUUCAAAAUAAGAAAGUGCUGGCCACAUCUUCUCUAAACUUAUAUAUGUUUGAUUUAGAUUUGGAAUGUUCUUUGUAUAUAUUGAAUGUAUUUACCAUCGACAUGCCCGUCAGCAACCCAAAAAAUACCUUUCGGUACCAUUUGACGCCUCGUCGAUUGCAUGUACUGUAUCACGCCAUUUGGUUGGACUUGUCAAUACCACACUUGCCAUUAUUAUAAGCAAUAAUUGCGUCUGGUUUUAAUGUUGACGUUUUGUCUGUUUCUUUUUUCUUUUUUGGAGUGGGCUCCUCGUUACUGCAGCUUGGAGAAAAUGCUCUCUUUCGUUUACUUGAAGGUGGCGGAACUCUCAUGCCAAUUCCGUGAACUGUAGAUAACAUAAGUACAUCCUUAGCGUCUUUCCAUUUGGAAACGACCAUCCCAUAAUUAGUUUCUCGCGCAAUGUACUCAUGUUUUUUGAGAUUCUUGGUCGUGAUAUCUUUUGGGAGGUAUUUUCUGGACCGCCUAAGCGUACCUACUAGAUGUGUACUUUUCGUAAGAAGAAUUGUGGCUAAUGGACAACGAGUAUGAAAGUUGUCAGUAUACAGAAUUUUUCCUUCAUUCAAAAAUCCUUCAGUCAAGGUCAAUACGACAGAUUCACCAAUCCCAAGUCCAGCAGGACGCUGUUCUUCACUACGGCCAGUAAAAAUUAGACAUUUCCAUGUAUAACCAUUUGGACUGCAUAAUUUAAAAAGUUUUACCCCGUAUUUGUGACUCUUGGAUGGUAUGUACUGGCGAAAUUUCAGUCUGCCUCUCCAUGGUAUCAUGCUUUCAUCUAUUACCGUAUAACUGUAUAAGUCUGCUGAAAAGAGUUAUUCAACAUAUCAAGAACAGGUCUGAUCUUGUAGAGUCUAUCAUUGUUAUUCUCGUGUUCCCUGCUGCUAAAAUGAAUCAUCCUCAAAAGCAUUUCGAAGCGAUUUCUUGAUAAUACCUGAGAUACUUGAUUUUUAUACAAUACAUCGGUGGACCAAUAUGAUGCAAGAGUAGGUCGACUAUUUAGAUCCAUCCAAAUAUAUAAACCAACAAAUUUCUGAAUUUCCAGUUCAUUUGUAGGGUUCCAUUGAUUUAGUCUUGAUUUCCGAGUUAGUUUUGUAUUUGAAAUUGUAAAUUCCGCAUAGCGUUUGUUUCUUCCACUAUGAGAGCUAUUAGAUCAGACGAAAAAAAUAGUUGAAAUGCAUUGAGGGGAGUAAAAUUGUCUGCUACAUCUACUUGAAUACCUUCAUUACCGGUGAAUUGAAAUGUUUGAUGAUUCCCAGAGUAGUCGUACCAAACAAAAUCAUACGUUAGUUAUUGAGGCAACAGUGAUGUUCACAAAACUGAAAAAAUAUCUUGUACUUCCACGCCGUGUCAGGAGAUUCUGGAAACACCAACAAACGUGACGUAUACGAGCUCAGUGCUAAAUAAACACUGAAUAUGCAUCAUCCGACGUAUAAUCGUAUCCCCACCAUCCAAAACAACGCGCGGCGUGGCGGCAGUCGAAUGCACGAAAUGACCACGGCGCAAGUUGUGUUUUUGUUGUCAGUCGAAAAAGACUGACAUGGCAGUCAUAUUGUUAAAAUUGGUCCACCGUCCCCAAAUUUUGAAUGUUUACCCGUUUAACGGGAAAAAAUACAUGAAAAAAACAUAGAGCACAAAUCUCUUUUUUAUUUUGUGGGCCUGUGUAAUUGGCAGGAGGACAAACCACUUAUGCUUUUGAAUGGGAAAAAUUUUACGUAAAUAAGUCACCAGCGUGUCUCACACAAAAAGUAUCUGAGGCAAAAAAUCUUCUUUUUGUUAAACUGCGCCUGCUCAGAUGUCAAAUCCGGCCAGGAAUUAUUAGUACCUGACUUUAUUGAACAUUCAAUAAUUCCCUAAUCUGACAGUUUUCUUGGUCUUUUUAGCGAUGUUUUGGGUUAUCUGCAUAAAGAGUAUUUGUGCAGUUUUUGGCAACCUCGUCAAUAUGUGAGAAUCUGUUUGGAGAUAGCCCUAACUUUUAUUAGGCUUACUUCAAUUAAACGUCAAAUCGUGUUGAACUAUAUGAAAAAAUGGAUCUACAACCUGGGUACUGUUAUUCAGGCGGGAAUAUAAUUUAUUCUAGGAAUGUAUGUUAUCUAGUGAAUACUGGUUUCUUAAGUCAUUGUUAAAUUUUUGAUUGCAGUGUAUAUAGUCAGUGCAAAAUUAAUGGUUUUAUUCAGAAUAUGCAGCAUAAAUUCUAUUAUUCUGCAUAAAGUUUGGGAACUGAGCAUCCUCCAUAUUUGACCAUUUGAAUUUUACAGAAAUAUAUUACCAUGUAUUUUAGAUCAAGAAUUUGAAUAAAGUAAGACAAAGUUAGUCUAAAUAGUUGAAGAAUGUAAUGCAUUAUUUUGACAUUUCAUAUAAAACCUUAUUUAGAAAAACUUACACUACUUAUACAAUGAUCUGGAUAAUGGUCAUCUCUUUGCUAUUAUAUAGGACCUUUCAAUUAAAACUUUUAGCCAAAAAACUCUUCUACAUACUGUAUAUAUCUUAUAUAGCAAAGUUGUAAAAGAAUCAUGAUUAUAAGCAAUAUUAUGCAUUGUUAUUCAUUAUGCAGGAUGUAUAAUUUAUUGUAUUUAGUUCUCUUCCUACAACAGUCGAUGUAUAGGUAUUGUGCUGUGAUUUAUUUUUGUAUAAUAAAAUCCUAAUUUGAA
This is a messenger RNA of Acanthoscelides obtectus, 8711 nucleotides long. NCBI's taxonomy places the organism in Eukaryota, Metazoa, Arthropoda, Insecta, Coleoptera, Chrysomelidae. The record is from the annotation of a GenBank genome assembly.